Molecule: messenger RNA, 897 nt
Organism: Theileria parva strain Muguga
Lineage: Eukaryota; Apicomplexa; Aconoidasida; Piroplasmida; Theileriidae
Exons: 5
Coding region: 181-897 (238 amino acids)
Biological process (GO): pseudouridine synthesis
Molecular function (GO): RNA binding; pseudouridine synthase activity
Source: RefSeq, a predicted model, not a curated record
AUUAAAACAAAUUAACCUUAUUAUUGUAAACAACAUUCUACUUUUUAUCGAUGUGUAAUAUAUAAACACUAUUUGAUCCGACUAUUCCAUUAAAUAAACAUUUGUUUAUCUGCAUUUUAAAUUUAUUCCUGGAAACAAAUGUUUAUUAAAUUAAAUUCCAAAAAUUCAUUAAUAACAUAAAUGAGAUGUAUUCUAACCAACGGUUCACUUGUAAAUAUUAUAUUUCCCAACCUCGUUGAUAAAAAGUUCAUAAACUUUGGUAUUUUUAAACUGAAUAACUAUAGCAUAAGGAGUGAAACAUCUAAUUCUAAAGGAUUUGAAACUAAAAAUUUAAAUUUAUCCAAAAAAGAUUCUGAUACUAACACUACCAAGAUAACCGUAUUACUACACAAACCAUAUGGAUACAUGUCAACGUACAGUAGAAAUUCACAAAAGUGGUCUAAAAAUUUAUUGAUAAAAGAAAAUCGAUCAGAUAACGACAUUCAAACCGGAUUGGAGCCUUAUAAACUUAAUAAAAUAUUUCCCCUAAGUCCUUUGGAAGUUAGGUGUAGCGGGUUAUUGAUUUACUCACAGGAUAAAUCCCUAUUUAACAAAUUCUCUGAUUGUGAAGAGGAGUUUUACGUAGUUUUUAAAGACACUCUUACUGACUAUAAACUAAAGUUUUUAACUGGUGAGAUAUUUCUGGACGGCAGCUCUGUUGGACCUGUAGAAGUAAAGGAUUAUUCUGAAAAAAGUGCCUCUAUAAGUUUCAAAGGCUCAUCUGCUAAAUUAAGGAAAAUCUGUCUGUUGGCAGGUCUUGAAAUAAAAAGCCUUAAAAGAACCAGAAUUUCAGAUAUAAAACUUGGAUCGCUUUCUCCUGGAGAAUGGAGGCUUCUCAGACCAUAUGAGCUUACAUGA